GUCCGCUUCGCGUGCGGCCAUGCGCUGUACUGCGAGGCGUGUGCGCCGCGCGUGCUGGAGCGCGACAGCAACUGCCCGGCCUGCCGCCAGCCGGCGCUGCCCAUCGCCGCAAUUGGGCGGCUCGUGGCAGCGCAGACGACGUUUGUCCAACAGCCGCCCUCGCGCACCGCGCCCCAGGCUCAGCCCGUGGGCGCCACGGCGGCGGUCGGUGGGCGGGGGGGGCGAGGGGGGCGAGGGGGGCGCGGCGGGCGCGGCGGGCGGGGUGGGCGUGG
Emiliania huxleyi CCMP1516 is the source of this 272-nucleotide messenger RNA. RefSeq lists its product as hypothetical. The record is from RefSeq and is a predicted model, not a curated record. The transcript has a single exon. NCBI's taxonomy places the organism in Eukaryota, Haptophyta, Isochrysidales, Noelaerhabdaceae. The annotation marks the transcript as partial.